CUCUUUGAGUAGGGCUUUGUCGCGUUUCACUCCUCUUCUCUUGCUGCUGCUUCUGCUGCAACCCAAAUAAGAGGGCAGAGAGAGAAAAGUAGCAGACUUGAAUCUCUGCCCUAUACCUACUUCCCCUCUUGCUCCAUUACUGUAACUGGAAAUACUGGGUUUUUGUGAUGGGAGAGAGAAUCCCACCAGGAAGUUACUUUCAAUACCCUCCUUCUGGAGUCCAUGCUUCUCCCCACAGGUCUUCUUCUAUCCCAACAGAUCGUGAAAGUGGCAGAUACUUGACGGAAUUAUUGGCAGAGAGGCAAAAGUUGGGACCAUUUAUGCAAGUUCUGCCGAACUGCAGCCGGCUUCUAAAUCAAGAAAUCAGAAAGGUGUCAAGUUUUGUGGAUCAUGAAAGAUUUGAGAAUGAUAGUCCAUUUAGGUCAUUAAGUCAACCCGUGAAUGGAAGACCAAUGGAUUUGGAGGGCUGGUCCAUGAUGCAAACUGAGGAUAAUGGGCAUCUUCAAAGAAUGACUGCACGUCAAGCUGCUUCAAUGGGUUGGCCUGGGGUGCCAGGGAUUCCACCGACACCUGUUGUAAAGAGAGUUGUUAGACUUGAUGUUCCAGUGGACAAGUAUCCAAAUUAUAAUUUUGUUGGUCGAAUUUUGGGACCGCGUGGAAACUCUUUGAAAAGGGUCGAAGCCUUGACACAAUGUAGAGUAUACAUAAGAGGUCGGGGCUCUGUGAAGGAUACUGUAAAGGAGGAAAAGCUAAAAGAUAAACCUGGAUAUGAACACCUCAAUGAGCCACUGCAUGUUUUGGUGGAAGCUGAAUUUCCAGAGGAUAUAAUAAAUUCUCGGUUGGAUCAUGCAGUUGCGGUGCUGGAAGAUCUUUUGAAGCCUGUGGAUGAAUCUUUGGAUCACUAUAAGAAGCAACAACUGAGGGAAUUAGCUAUUCUAAAUGGUACGCUCAGAGAAGAAAGCCCGAGCAUGAGCCCUAGUAUGAGCCCAAGCAUGUCACCUUUCAACACUGCAGGCAUGAAACGUGCAAAGACUGGAAGAUGAUCCCUGAAAACUGCGAUGACAUUAUUCUUUCUGCUGGUUAACUGAAACUGGAUCGUGGAAUCUCUGGUGACCUUGUCCGUGCAUGUUUGCCCGCCAGAACAAUUGCAGGAGGCUGAGAGUGGUCAUAAAUGGGUUAGCUGAACUCCCAAGUCCAUUUUGGUGCUUUUAACUGUUUGGCAUCUCCGACGCAUCAUCUGCUUAGAUGGUUUGUUCAAAGUAUGGUAUCGAAGUUGAUCUGCAGUCUUUCUAUUCUUUCAUGUAUUAUUUUAUUUGAUUAGAUGAAAUAACUCACUCCUAAGCAAAUUUAUCCUACCGAGAGUCAUGUAACUUAAUGGACACUUGUAGAAUGGUUUUGCUGAUGAUUUAUUUUGACUGUUGUAGCAUGCCUAUCUAGAUAGCCAUGCCGAUGACCUAAAUCAAACAUCGAAUAAUCCCAUUGUAAUUUCAUUGCCCUGCCAAUUUUUGGCCUAAUAAUUUAUGUCUCAUUUGUGUGAUAA
This is a messenger RNA of Carica papaya (papaya), 1540 nucleotides long. Its product is annotated as RNA-binding KH domain-containing protein. The record is from RefSeq and is a predicted model, not a curated record. NCBI's taxonomy places the organism in Eukaryota, Viridiplantae, Streptophyta, Magnoliopsida, Brassicales, Caricaceae. Gene Ontology annotation, cellular component: nucleus. Gene Ontology annotation, biological process: regulation of mRNA splicing, via spliceosome. Gene Ontology annotation, molecular function: mRNA binding.